CUUAUAAACCAGAUAGAUGUUCCAUUAUCAGCAAGUUAUAUAUGGGAUGUUUACAGUUCUUCAGAUCUCCCUAAGCUCAUCGUUAAGUUACUUCCCAAAGUGUUCGACCGGAUCGAUUACAUAAGCGGAAAUGGUAGUGUCGGCACCAUCGUUAGCGUUGUUUUAACCCCUGGGUCAACGCCACAAAUGUACAAAGAGAUCUACCGGACAAUAGAUCACGUUCGUCUUGUAAAGGAGGUACAACAAAUUUCAGGAGGGUACCUAGCUAUGGGUGUGACAUAUUACAUGGAUAAGGUCGAAGUCAUUCCUACCGAUCCCUACUCAUGUAUCAUCAGAUCCACAACGGAAUAUGAAGUUCCGUAUCAUCUUGCUUAUAAAGUCAACUCACUAAUUAUUAAGGGUCUUGUUCCGGUGGCUAAAGCCAUUGCAAAGUAUGUUCUGGAAUUUGGAGAUAUUCAUAGAGGUGUGCAGUCAGAGGACGGAGUAGUUGCAGCAGAUGACGGACGUUGCUCCGAUAUUGGGCGCAACAUGUUGAUAAGAGGGGGUCAUGCGGUUGAUGCAGCAGUUGCAACAUGCUUAUGUUUGGGCGUUGUCUAUCCAAUGUCAAGUGGAAUAGGAGGUGGUGCCUUCAUGGUGGUUCUAAAUUCAUCAAAUUCAAAAGCCCAAGCUUUUAAUUCAAGAGAGACGGCACCUAAACUUGCAUCUAAGGAUAUGUAUGAAAAGAACAUAACAUGGAAGUCCAAAGGUGCGAGUUCAAUGGGUGUUCCGGGUGAAAUAGCUGGGCUUCAUGUAGCAUGGUCGAUAUAUGGGAAAUUGAACUGGAGUGAUCUUUUUCAACCUGCCAUUAAACUUGCAAGAGAUGGUUUUGUAGUCUCUCAUUUCCUCGGGCUGGGCAUUAAUAAGAGCAGAGAAAUGAUCGAGUCCGAUUCUAAUGGAUUACGUAGAGUGUUCAUGCCUAACGGGCGGUUGUUGCAAGCGGGAGAUACUAGCUAUAACAGAAAACUUGCGGACACUUUAGAGACACUAGCAAAGGAAGGACCUUCGGCAUUUUAUAACGGGGACCUAGGAAAGAAUUUUGUUAAGGAUGUGCAGGCUGCUCAAGGAAUUGUAACAGAGGAGGAUUUGAGGAACUACGUAGUUAAUAUAACUGAUGUUGUGACAACUAAUGUCAUGGGUUUCACCAUACUUGGGAUGCCUGUUCCUUCAACUGGUAUUCUUGGGAUUUCUAUGGUUCUAAACAUUUUAAGUGACUACGGGCCAAAAUUAGAAUUUAUCAAGACUCCAUUGGGUCUUCAUCGAUUAAUUGAAGCACUAAAGCAUAUGUUGGCGUAUCGAAUGAACCUCGGUGAUCCAUACUUUGUCGACAUAAAAAAAUACCAAGACAAUAUGCUUUGUCCAUCCUUUGCAGCAAAAAUUCGAGAAAAAAUAAAAGAUGAUACCACCUUACCCACCAAUGACUAUUUACCCCAAUGGGAACAACUAGAUGAUCAUGGAACCACUCAUUUUAGCAUCGUUGAUAAACACAGAAAUGUGGUAUCAAUGACGGCAACCAUUAAUCAUUAUUUCGGAGCUGGCGUACUCUCCCCUUCAACAGGUAUCAUUCUUAAUAAUCAGAUGGAUGAUUUCUCUGCUCCCAACGAUAAAUUCGAUAAAGAAGGCAAACGUAAAUUUCCUCCGGCACCAUCGAAUUAUAUCGAAGGAAACAAGAGACCCUUAUCUUCUAUGAGCCCUCUAAUUAUUCUCAAGGAGGAUCAACUAGUCGGAGUUCUCGGAGCUAGCGGUGGGAUUAACAUAAUCCCCGCAGUUAUUCAAGUGUUGUUGAACCACUUUAUCAAUAAGAUGGAUCCUUUGUCCGCUGUUAAACAACCGAGGGUUUACCAUAAGGUAGUACCAAAUGAGGUGUUGUAUGAGAACUGGACAGUGGUUACUGGUGAACACAUACAACUUUCACAAGAUAACAUCUCAAUUUUGAGAGGGAAAAAACAUAAUUUGACACAAACGGCAGUCGGAGCAAUUUGUCAAUUUGUUGUGCAAAAGGAAGGAAUACUUACUGCAGUUAGUGAUCCAAGAAAAGGUGGAAGGCCUGCUGCGGUUGUACCUGAAUCUAGUCAUCCGUAUUUUAUGUAAAGGCAAUUGGUCAAUAUUUUGAUUGUUAUGCUAGUUUGAGGUCGUAGUAGUGUUUCAAUAAAUUUCCGAUUUGAUUAGGAUUAUGGUCUGUCGGGUGAUCUCCGUAGAUUUUAAUGGCCAAACUACCCUUUCCUUCAAGGUUAUACAGAUGCUGAUAUAGCAAAUUCUAUUCACAAAAUUGGUUAAAAAGAUCAAAAUCAACAAUUCCUGGAUGAAAAGGACAUUUAGAUUUUGAU
Papaver somniferum (opium poppy) is the source of this 2363-nucleotide messenger RNA. Its product is annotated as glutathione hydrolase 3-like. Gene Ontology annotation, cellular component: plasma membrane. Bases 187 to 2127 code for a protein of 646 amino acids. NCBI's taxonomy places the organism in Eukaryota, Viridiplantae, Streptophyta, Magnoliopsida, Ranunculales, Papaveraceae. Gene Ontology annotation, molecular function: glutathione gamma-glutamate hydrolase. Gene Ontology annotation, biological process: glutathione catabolic process. The record is from RefSeq and is a predicted model, not a curated record. The transcript is spliced from 7 exons.